CACGAGCAAGGUUUGAUCUUGUGGUCUGGAAAAAAACUUACACUGCACUUGACAUAAUGUUCUCAUAUGUGAGGGACUUCCCAGACCGUAACUCUGUUAGCACUUUGACAUACAAGCGUUACAUUAAGAUAGUUGGUUCCACACUCUUAAAUAAAAUGUGCACAACUACAAGGACAUACAAGUUCACUCGCUCAUGGCAAAAGACAGUUACUCUUUUCCGAGCAAAGUAUAGCUUCUUUAUUUAUGUAGGUACUCUGGAUCUCACUCUCACUGGUCAAUUAUCUGGACAAAUGGAGUUCGAUGCAUUUAUUGGACGUUUGGAUAAUGAUGUUAAUAUGAAGGCAUCAGCUAAGCUUGAGACAGGACCUACUUUAACUGUUACAGGAGAGGCUACUGCUAGAGUAUUGCUCAAAUACAAAUUAGGUAUUGAAGUCUCAGCCUCCAUCACCUAUACCACAAAUCCAGAAGCAUCAACCUCACUCUGUGGGUCAUCAUCACAGGAUGCUAAUACAUGCUUUGAAGUUUAUGGUACAACUCAAGGAAAUAUUAGUGUUUAUGCAUACUGGCAGUCUAGGAAAAUCCGGUGUAAACGGUUUAAGUGCAAGAAAUCUUGGGGAAGCAAGAAGAAAUUUCGUAAACUAUCACGUACUUGGAGCCUAGCAAAUAGAAGAGAGAAAUUGUUUGGGCUGUGUUAUGCUUGUAAUUGUUAUGGAAGCCACCCCCUCAAUGUCCUUUGCAAGGGUAGCCAGUUUGGAGCCUCACGAUGUUCCUGUUCAACAAGAAGUUCAAAUUGAUAUUCUUCAAUCAUCAUUGAAAGCUGAUGUGAUCAUUUUUAAUGGACUCCUCUUUUUUGUAGUUGAGUUUAAGCUUUUUAUUAGUGUAGCAUAGUUAGAGUAUAAGCAUUUUCAUUUUUUGUAAACAAUGAAUCGCAAAGAUA
Amphimedon queenslandica is the source of this 937-nucleotide messenger RNA. RefSeq lists its product as uncharacterized. Bases 57 to 794 code for a protein of 245 amino acids. The record is from RefSeq and is a predicted model, not a curated record. Lineage: Eukaryota; Metazoa; Porifera; Demospongiae; Haplosclerida; Niphatidae. The transcript is spliced from 3 exons.